Neocloeon triangulifer is the source of this 1708-nucleotide messenger RNA. RefSeq lists its product as uncharacterized. Lineage: Eukaryota; Metazoa; Arthropoda; Insecta; Ephemeroptera; Baetidae. The record is from RefSeq and is a predicted model, not a curated record. Bases 1109 to 1504 code for a protein of 131 amino acids. The transcript has 2 exons.
AUCCAGGGAAGAGCAAGAAAUGCGGAGCUUUUGUUACAUAACUGUGGAGUUUUCUCUUAUCAAAAAAUUCACUCGCACCAGCAAGAGAAAUUUCAAGUUGAACUGAUAAGAAACCGGUCCAAAUUUUUGUUUCAAUUUUAAUUAAGUAGCAAAAAAUUAAAAAUUGGCACCUAAAAUGGUUAACAGUGGUGUCUCCUAGGCGCUGCCUAAGUUUGUGCUUGACCCAGUCGUAGACGGGCAGCUCGACGGCCGCGAUGAUGGCCGCCCUUUGAGCCGUGGGUCCGACGCCCCUCCACAGUCCCCGGACGCCCUCCAGUUGCCAGACGUCGACGAAAUUGACCAGCAGAGAGCCCUUGGUGGUGCUCGCCUGCAUCCGGACCUUCAGAACGUCCGUCGGGUUGGCAACCGAGGCGGCCAGGACGGCGGCCACCACGGCACAGCCCACGUUCAGGGCCGGACUGGUCCCGGUGCCCCCGAGGGCGCCUUGCAUCCAGUAGUACGAUCCGAACUUCAGGGUGCCGUACGAAGCCUGUCGCAGCAGUGCAGGCGCCAUCCUGUGGACACUCGGUUAAUUAGUAGACGGACGGGGUCAGAGGUGAGCGAGCACUGACCCGGAGUACAAGGCGCGAAAGCCCUCCUCUUUGGAAAUGUUGGCCAAGGCGUGCAGCAUCCCUCGGUAGCGCUGCAGUCCACCCUGCUGCAGCUGCAGCCGAGUCUUGGUGGUAUCGAUCGGAAAGGUGCCUAAACACAAGGUCACCUUCAGCACCAGGUCGAGAGUGGAACUUUCGGACACUUACCGAAUUCGGCGGUGAUGGAUGCGAACCCUCCAUAGACGAACAGUCGCCAGUCCUUGCCCAUGCGGUCGAACAGCCCUCGAGUGGAAAACAACACGAACGACGCCUGACGGGUGGCGACGCAAUCAACUCGCUCCUGCGAGUGUCGGCGGCCGGCAAACGCGUUCGCGUUCAGACUCGUUCGCGGCGCUAAAAAUACUACUCGGUGCUGGCGCGCGAAUUGUGUGUAGUCUGUAGUCUUUUCUUUGUAUUUGCCGAGAAGGAAGAUAAUUAUUUCUGCUUUUUUGCGCCGAAGUGUGAAGAGCGAGGGAGAGAUGCAGCGUCAGAAGAAGAAUAAUAAUGAUGAUGACGAGAUUAUUGUUUUCCCGCCGCCGUCGCCGCGACCACAAAAGAUCUCGCAAAUCUUAUCUCGCGCCGAGGCAGACAGAGAAUCCGACGAAGUGCACCAAAUGCUGCGAGAUGUGCUGGACAAAGAUGAGACUCGGGGCGAGGCCAAUUCCAACUACAAGUCGACGGACAAAUUUGUGCACAAGGUUUGCAGGAAGUUGAAGAAGAUCGACCGCUCGUCUUUGCCAAAUUCCUUGAGGAAGCAGGAGAAAAGCAGUUUUGAAAAUUCAGAAAAUUCUGAAAAUCCAUCAGAGGAGGAAGCAGUGCAAACUCCGCCAGAUUCCCCAGAAUGCUCAAAUUCCAAUAGUGCAGUGUCUGAUUAAUAGAAAAAUCUGGAAAUAUCAGAGUAAUAAAAAAGGUGAAAUUUGUAAAUUAGUGUUUGCAUGAUCAAUAAUAAUUAUUCUAUUAAAUUUUUAAUUGAAUUUCGUAAUAAACAUAAACAAUAAUUACAUUAAAAAUUAAAAUUUUUAGUAAAAAAAGUUACAUACUGAAACUCUUCAAAAGUCUGUCAAUAUUAUUUUCAUAUC